Molecule: messenger RNA, 4047 nt
Organism: Serpula lacrymans var. lacrymans S7.9
Lineage: Eukaryota; Fungi; Basidiomycota; Agaricomycetes; Boletales; Serpulaceae
Exons: 8
Coding region: 1-4047 (1348 amino acids)
Biological process (GO): protein deubiquitination
Molecular function (GO): cysteine-type deubiquitinase activity
Source: RefSeq, a predicted model, not a curated record
AUGCAUAGUCUUCCAUCUCCAGCAGUAUCACUUUCUCUAGCAGCCUCAAACGAUACACAGACAAGUCGCAAAAGACAGCGCUCACACUCUAUGGAGUCCGAUACUUCUUCCUCUUCCGUCAAACGAUCUGCUUCUGAAGGUCCUGCAAGUGGCAAUGGCCUCCCAUCGCCCGAGAGCCCAGCCCUCUCCACUCCCGUAAUAUCUCACCAGGCUUCCGAUAUCGAUGAAUACAUGGCAGAACAAGGUGAAAGCGACUCUUUCGAUACAACCACUCCGAACCUCCCUGCUUCCUCUCAGACCCACAACUACGCCAUGAUCAAUAUGUCUCCUUUGGACAAAGUCGCCUUUAUCAAGCAGCAGCGUGGGAGAUCUAUGGUUAUUGGCGAGACUUGGUAUCUCAUAGCUCGGCCAUGGUACAAAAGGUGGUCGAUAGCUUGCGAGGGUAUAAUUGACAAGGAUGGUAAGGUGGAAGAAAAGGAUCUGGGUCCAGUCGACAAUACGCCUCUACUCGACAAAGAUGGAAAUGUCGUGUCAUCUCUACUCGAAGGAGUGGACGUCGAGUUCGUUCCUCAACAUGCCUGGGAUGCACUUGUUACUUGGUACGGUGAACCAAGUCAUUCGUUACCUCGCACAGUAAUCGCGAGAGGGAUUCUCCACGAACCCGUAUUGGAGCUACGCCCCCCACGCCUCAAAGCUCUCCUACUGCAGGAUACGCCAUCUGAAAAGCCGAUUGGCCCCCCGCAUCCAUACGUUACUAUGUCUACUACUGGUUCGGUGAAGGAGCUCUCCACAGCUCUAGUCAAAGCCGUCUCAAUUCGAACGAAUGCUGCAUAUAGAAUCUGGAAGGUCGAGCCGGGAGAUUUUGAUGGAUUACAGUAUCCCGCCGCGAAACUCGCCCAAGACGGAGCUGUGCUGCUAGAUGAUAAUGAUCAAUCACUCGAAGAUGCUUGUAUUGAGCCCGAUGAUCCAUUUGUCAUUGAAUUUCAAGAGAAUGGUAACUGGAUCGUCGACGCAUCUCGCAUACCUAAGUCCAAUGCAUCUUCUUCACUGGCAAGUCCGAACGGGGUGCCGCCACCUUUGUUUAGCUCCGAUGACGAUUUCUUUAGCCGUCUAGGGAAUAAGCUACCUUCUGCACAAGCAUCUCAGUCAACACCUAGUCCUGGAGCCUCGUCGUCUGUGAAUGGGACCUCCAUUAAGCCCGCUAAAUCUCAAUUCAAUUCUGCAAAAUCAGCUCUGUCAGCUCCGUUUCAGUCUUUAAAGAGCAGUAAGAAAGCUGUUCAAGAUCCAGGCACUCUUGGAUUGGGAAACAUGGGGAACACAUGCUUCAUGAAUUCAGCGCUUCAGUGUCUUGCGCAUCUUGAGGAACUCACUGAUUACUUUAUAUCUGGUGUAUAUCAGGAUGAGUUAAAUCCCGAUAACCCACUCGGUAUGCAUGGAGCUAUAGCUGAAGCUUUUGGUUCGCUCCUUCAGCGCAUCUGGGCGACCAACUCGCCCUCUACUUCUUAUUCUCCUCGCGAGUUCAAGCAGCAACUUCAACGUUUUGCACCUCAGUUCAGUGGAUAUCAACAGCACGAUUCACAAGAGCUAGUUGCCUUUCUCCUUGAUGGAUUACAUGAGGAUCUAAAUCGUGUUCUCAAGAAGCCCUACGUCGAGAAACCAGACUGGGAAGGGGGUGGAGAUCUUGAACUGGCUCAACUCGCUCAAAAAUCAUGGGAAGGAUAUAUGCAACGGAACGAUAGUGUCAUCGUGGAUCUCUUUCAAGGACAAUAUCAAAGUACGUUGGUUUGUCCAGAAUGCCAGAAGGUUUCCAUUACUUUUGAUCCGUUCAUGUAUCUUACGCUACCUCUCCCUGUCCAAAAGAAGUGGAGACACACGGUAUUUUAUGUGCCUUGGGACAUCUCGAAGCCACAUGUCAGGGUACCUGUUGAAAUUGGACGUGAUGCAUCUUUCAAAGAACUGCGUAUUUUACUUGGCCGAUGGAUGGGUACGAAACCUGAGAAUUUAUUAACAUUGGAAAUAUUUAGCAACCGAUUCUACAGAAUCUUGAUGACAGCAUUCUCUGCGGUGAAAUGUCAGAACAACGAUGUGAUCGUUUGUUUCGAGCUUCGGUGCAAUUCACGGCAAGGGCGUUCUUACAAGGCCCAAAAUGACGAUCCAUUCAUAUUCCCUGUGAUUUUGACCGACGUUCCACCCAUACGGCCGGCGUACAACUACAACCGGGGCCCUACGAUGUUUGGUUAUCCGUUUAUCGUAGUUAUUGAUCAGGAACAAGCGAAAAGUUUGGACGCCAUAUAUGAAGCUGUGGUUCUCAGGCUUCAAAGGUGGACCGUUAAUGCCAGAGACCUGUUCAAAUGGCAAGUUGGCUCUUCUGCUUCUACCGAGCACAUACCUAUACAUAUCACGAGUAUCCCUCCCAUCGACAAUCUGACUGAGAUCACAGAGAACGGAGAAAUUUUAGCCGUUGAAGAGCCUGCCAUUGAGGAAGGAGACAUUACUGAUCAGAAGAAUAUCGUAAUUCAGGAAGGUGAUUUGGCCAUGGAUACGUCUGCAGACGACAUUCCUCACAUUGUGGGUCCUAAGAAGGACAUAUUCAACCUGCUUCUUCAAAUCAACUACAAGGAUUAUGGAGCAGGUUUUGGUGCUUAUGGAUCUAGUAGCCAACGCAACGAAUCCUGGGAGACCCGCAUCGAUAAUGUCGAGGAAGGAACACCCCUAUUGCGAGAGGGAGAUGCCUUCUUUUGCGAAUUCGACGAAAACAUGAAGGCGUAUUAUUUUGGUGAUGACCAUUCUCGCUGGGAACAUGCACGAUGGGACCAGUGGGAAGAAUUCACUCAUCAUGAAUAUACCGAUGCGAAGCAGGCUGCCGCGGACCAAAAGCUCAAAGGGAUAUCACUUAACGACUGCUUGGCUGAAUUCACGAAAGAAGAACAACUUGGCGAGGAUGAUUUGUGGUAUUGUCCUCAAUGCAAGAAACAUCAGCAGGCUACUAAGAAGUUUGACUUGUGGAAAGCGCCUGACAUUCUGGUCGUCCACUUGAAACGUUUCAGCAACAGCCGUGCCCUCAGAGACAAGAUUGACACAUUUGUCGAUUUUCCCAUCCAGGGGCUGCACUUGGAGCAUAUGAUUGGCGAGCGGAAAAUUGCGACGAAAUUAGCUGAGAGCGGUGUGGACACAAGAGAGUUAGGGUUGGACGAUCUAGAUGAGCCUCUCACGUACGACCUGUUUGCUGUUGACGAGCAUCUAGGAGGUCUUGGGGGAGGUCACUAUCGAGCUUAUGCUCUCAAUCAUAUCACUGAUAAGUGGUACCAUUUUGAUGAUUCUUACGUGACACCAGCGCGCUCUACGGAAGCCGUGAAUGCGAAUGCAUAUCUCCUGUUCUACAGACGGCGUUCGAGUAAACCUCUGGGUGGGAAAAGCCAUGAAAAGAUACAACAAGCCACUGCUCAGAGUCCGAGUCCGAGUCCUGGUCUUGAUUCGGUUUCUGUCCAGAUGGACAAUCGACUGCCCACUCCUCCCAGUGAAUCUGGCCCUUCUAGCAAGGAGUCUCCGCUUAGACUGUCUAAUUCAGGUUGGCUAACACCGCAAUCAAAAUCAAAAUCAUCUCCAUCAUCCUCACCUCCGCCCCUAGAUGAUAUUGAGCCCCCAACGUUCGAAGAAUCCGGAUAUGACGAUAUCUUACAAACUAGCCUCGAUCCUCUUUCGGUGGCCUCCCAUCAAUUUGACUUCCCUGACCCAUCCUAUAAGACCUCUCCGACGUCAUCAAAUGAAGCGGAACUAGAUGAAGACGACGAAGACGACGACCACGACAGCGAUCGUACUUCACCUCAUACUACAUAUCGCGGACGCAGCCCAUCGCUGUCAGACACCCCGCUUGAUGAGAGUCGUGAAAGAACCAGCUCACCAGAUUGGCGCGAUGACGGAAGUGAUGUGUUAUCAACUUCUUCCCCUGGGUCUAACAUGAAUCCAUUUUCUGAUGAGAACGAGCAACAGUACAUCGCGCAGACGGACAAAGACUCGGACGAUAUUCCUUCAUCGGUUGAACCAUAG